Molecule: messenger RNA, 3015 nt
Organism: Cylicocyclus nassatus
Lineage: Eukaryota; Metazoa; Nematoda; Chromadorea; Rhabditida; Strongylidae
Source: the annotation of a GenBank genome assembly
AUGCAGGCCGUUAUCCGCACCACUUCAAUUUCUGAAGAACUUCCGCGCACAUCCAAGCCUGAACCUGCACAAGCUCCUCAUGAUUUGCGGAACAAUAACUUGGAAGUCCGGACUUUUUCAAGACAGGAAACAGGAACAAAUGAGUUCAGAGCUAUCACAGCAAUUGACAGAUGUGCACAGACUCCUGCAGCGGUAAAAACAUUUUGUGAGAAGAAUCCACCUUUGUUGGCAGCUCCAAACUUGGCUUCAGAAAAAUUUCAAAGCAGUAUCCAGCAAGAGUCAGUGUCGGCAGCACCUCCAACUUUCCAACAACCCGCUACCUCAGCAGCAGUUCCUCCCGCUAUACAAAUACUACCUACCUCGAAUGCGCGAGUACAGGAUGAAGUAGUGGAGGAAAGUGAUGACGACAAUGUAUUCCAAGUUGAACCAGAUGACGACUGCAUAUUGCUUGAUGAUGAGCCAGCGGGUCAUGAUUCUUUCGAUGAAAUCGAAUACACGGAUACGCAACCGGCAACGGGUAAUGCUUACCACCUCGACUCUGAUUAUUCUUUUAACGAUGAAGCCUAUGAGACCGUGAACAAGAAUUACGCCUAUUGCGAUAUUUGCAAUCGGGGACCGUUUCUCGUUGCAAACUUGUACAAGCACCUGCGAAACGUCCACAAAUGCAGUCAAGAGAGAAUUAACCGCGUACGCAAUGAUUUGAAGAAAGCUAUGUUUGGAAAUGAGUUUACUUGCGAAUGCGGAGCUAUCUAUCAUUCAAAAGACGGACUGAGGAAGCACAAAAGCGCCGCUCAUCCGACGGAAUCGACUCAUGCUUCUCAUGGAGUAACUUGUCCAAUCUGCGAUCGGAGAUCAGCUUCUCACCUUGAUUUGAUCGAGCAUUGCCGGCACUCACAUCCUUCUGCUGAUCUUACUGUUCAGAGAAAGACCUUUGCAUCGUGGUCUAGCUUCGAGGUCUGGAAGGAAGAAGAAGAACGCAGAACUUGCUCCAAGCUGGUGAAACGUGGCUUUACUAAAACUAGCAAGGGCAUAGUACACAUGUAUGGGUGUCACAAUGCGAAUGGUGCUGGUGGACGCAUUGACGCUACUGAGCGAAAGCAAAGAUAUCGAAAAACCAGAAGAGUGCACAAAAAUUGCACAUGCUAUGCAAAGGUUACGCAGCAGGAAGGCGGCAUGGUGAAUGUCAUAGCGUGUUUUGGUCACGUAGGACACGAGCUAAAUAGUGCUACUAUACCCUUAUCGGGAAGCGAUGUGGCAGUUGUACGAUCCAUGAUUGAAGCCGGAAUUCCCACAAACAUCAUAGUUUCCAAACUGCGGACUACUAGAUGGUUGUCGAACGUUACUCCGCAAAGGCAAGCACGGCUCUGUUUCAUCACAGCAAGAGAUGUAGCUAAUAUAGCCGCUCGUUAUGGGCUCGUUGAAGGCAUGAAUUCCAAAGAUGAUAGGCAAUCGCUAAGGACAUUAGUCGAGGACCAAGAACAAGUCGCGGCAGUAGAACUUUGUGAAACAUCGAAUCCUAGUGGGGACGGGUUCGUCCUCGCAUUUGUCACCGUCAAUGGUAAGAAAUAUCUCGACCGCUAUGGGUAUAGAGGGCUAGUGUUUGAUGACACUUUUAAUGUCACUCGGUACUGUUUUCGACUCGCUACCCUGUUAGUUGCUGACGAUGGAGGAAAUGGCUUCCCUUGCGCGCAUCUAUUGUCUUACCGAAUGACUAGUAAAGAAGUUGAAAUACUUUUUGAAUUGGUCAAGGAAUGUGUGCCGCACUUUGAGCCGCAGUUCGUCGUUACGGACGACACUUACGUCUUUUUCAACGCUUUCAAGAAAGUGUUUCCUUCGAGUAGAGCGAACAAACUUUUGUGUUCGUUCCACAUUAGUCAAAGCUUUGAGCGGAAACACAAAGAAUUGUUAGGGGUAACCAACGCUUCUGCUGCGCAGAGCAGAAUUAAAAGAAUACUGAUUGAGACCGAUCCGCUCAAAUUUGAGAACGCAUACGCUGACUACCUUAGCUGGCUCACUAUGAUAGGCGCGACGCAGAUGAAAACUUACGUGGAAAAGACGUAUACUUUGCGGAAAACUGAGUGGGCGAGAUGCUAUAGAAACGGGGCGCCAUUUCAUACAUCGAACCAUGCCGAGGCUUGGCAUCGAAAACUUAAGCACACAAUCCUACAAAACAAGCAAAACAGCCGACUCGAUUGUAUAGUAUGGAAACUACUGCAGCAUUCCCACAAUCUGGAUUUGCAGCUCACAUCAUCGUUGGUUCGAAAUGGAUGUGAUCUUUCAAAUCGAAGAAAAAUAAAUGUGCAAAUGCAUAAACAGGCCAUACAGCUCUACAGAUGCGCCAAUGCGAUAAUAUGGGACGCUGAGAGUAGCUGGAAGGUUUUAUCCUCAACCAGAGGCGUUGAGUACAGAGUGGUUUUCAAACAAGGCUGCGAUUGUAAUGAACAGAUUAACUCUCAUUGCGAACGUUGCAACGUUUGCGCAUACCAGGUUUCAUGUUCAUGCCUUGACGACCAUAGGGCCGGGAUAUCUUGCAUUCAUGCUCACGCGGUCGCCACAUACGUUCCUGAAGCCAAGCGAUUGUUACGUCCACUUAUACAUCGACUUGAUAGUCGUGAUGCCGUCACAUUACCGGAAAAUGCGAACGCGUUUGAAGGCGAAGGAUGGCAUGUUGGGAACGUCGUCGGAACCGAGGAAGAGUACAUCGGCGGUAGUGUAGUUGCGGAGGAAGUAAUUGCUGAAGACCAUCUUAAGGAAAUUUAUCACGAUUGCGAAGGGGCACAGGCUCAUUUAGCAGAAGUUACUCGUACUUUGUUCAAAAAUAAAAAUUACGACCUUCUUGAUCAAGUCAGCCGGGGAGUACGAAAAGUCCUUGGAGAAUUGCCUGUGCAAAAUGUCCAGUUCGCAAGACGAAAGGUACUACAAACUACGGGAACCGGGCCAAAACCGCAGCCAAUAGAAGUGCCUUACAAAAAGCGAAGCACGGUUAAAGCGGAGAAGAAACAAAAGAGAAAAUGA